Molecule: messenger RNA, 688 nt
Organism: Mollisia scopiformis
Lineage: Eukaryota; Fungi; Ascomycota; Leotiomycetes; Helotiales; Mollisiaceae
Product: putative prolyl 4-hydroxylase subunit alpha-3
Exons: 3
Coding region: 38-604 (188 amino acids)
Biological process (GO): peptidyl-proline hydroxylation to 4-hydroxy-L-proline
Cellular component (GO): endoplasmic reticulum
Molecular function (GO): procollagen-proline 4-dioxygenase activity
Source: RefSeq, a predicted model, not a curated record
CUAACACUGCUAAGGACGCUAAGACGGAAUCACAAAGAUGUUAGGCUACAUUGCUGCUUUGCCUCUCCUUUACAUGUUUGUGUAUCUGCCAAUAUCCAAUUCAUACUUCGGCACUUCUCCAAGACCUCAGGCGCAACAUGUUGCGAUUCUCAACAGCUCCUUGAUCGCCGACGACGUACCUCUUUCAUGUCCUUCCCACAGCUACAAUACACAUAUCCUCUCACAAGAGCCGCUUGUCAUCUAUAUUGAAAACUUUCUAAGUCCAGACGAGUCGAAGCACUUAAUAGAUAUAAGCGAGGAUAAAUUUGCUCCAUCGACCGUUUCCGCUGGAGCUGAGACAUCUAUUCAGAAAGACAUUCGAUUCUCAGAAGUUGCUCUCAUUGACCGUGAUGAUGUCGUCCGCUGUGUUGAGCAUCGGGCUCGAGACUUCCAGGGAUGGAGACCAGAUAUCCACAUUGAACGGCUGAGAACGCAAAGAUAUGGUAUAGGAGGUCACUAUAACCACCAUUAUGACUGGAGCGGCGCCAGUAGAGAAGCCGAUCGAGUCAGUACGUUCAUGGUCUAUGUUAACGCUAAGUACGUCAGUCUUUGCCCUUUGUUGUGAAUCAUUUUAAGAGCCAGUCUCUGCGGGACCAUCCCCAAGAGCUACUCACUAAAGAGGAUUUGUUUAAACACCUCUGAGGAGUUA